UUCAUAAUAUUGUGUCUCACAUGGAUCAUGAGAAUGUGGCUGGUGUGCAUGCGAAUUUUGUGCAAUGAUAUUGUAGUAAUUGCUUUGUCAUGAUUUUGUCGAUGAAAUGGAAUGUCAUCUACUUUAGUCGUAUUUUGUUCGGGGUGUAUUUAUGCUUCUCUCUCUGAGGAAAGUAACGUUGGUGUGUGGCGUUGUUGCUGAGUCUCGGUGCACGUUAAAAAUGAGUUCUCCUUACUUCGCUGUAAAAGACUCCAGUGUCCUCAGAACCAGGGGAGGACUCGUGAAGCCUCGCAGUCUGUCCGUGCUCAAAAGUAGAAUGGCCUGGAGCGUGAAGACUCCAGAUUCUGAUUCUGUGGGAAUUAAGGAGGAGAAAGAAGAGCAAAGCAUCACUUCACACAAGACCUUAGCGGCUCAUGGAUCCCGGGCAGAACAAGUCUCCAACACCUCCGAAGUUUGUAAACAAAAUAACAAAACUGUCCCUGAAAUCCACAACGUGACUGCCUCGUCUAGCAAGCCCAGGAGAGCUCAGGUCAAGGUGGAGUAUGAACUGGAGAAUGGUGCUGCAGUGAAACAGGAAAGUAACUGGGAACCAACCAACUGGACGCAACAAUUAGCGAAUAUCCGAGAAAUGAGGAGCGUCAGAGACGCACCUGUAGACCAGAUGGGUGCUGCCAAGUGCUUUGAUACACAGGUCUCAGCCGAGGUGAUACGCUACCAGGUGUUAAUUUCACUCAUGCUCUCUAGUCAGACAAAAGACCAGGUGACUGCAGCAGCUAUGCAAAGACUGCGAGCCCAUGGCCUUACAGUAGCUGCCAUCCUUAACACGGACGACGAUACUUUGGGGAAACUCAUCUACCCAGUGGGAUUUUGGAGAACCAAAGUGAAGUACAUCAAGCAGAGCACAGCCAUGAUCCAGCAGGAGUACAGCGGGGACAUCCCCAACUCAGUGGCAGGAUUAAUGCGGCUGCCCGGAGUGGGGCCCAAGAUGGCACACCUCGCCAUGCAUAUCGCCUGGAACCAAAUAUCUGGCAUCGGGGUGGACACACAUGUGCAUCGCAUCUCCAACAGGCUGGGAUGGACUCCAACCACAACCAAAAACCCAGAGGAGACGCGGCGGGCUUUAGAAGACUGGUUGCCAAGGGAGCUGUGGAGUGAGAUCAACUGGCUGCUGGUGGGCUUUGGUCAGCAGGUGUGCCUGCCUGUGGGUCCCCUGUGUGCCUCGUGUCUCAACAGGCACUGCUGUCCCUCGGCGUUUAAGUGCUCCCCACGGAAGAGACCUACAGCCAGCGACCCCAGGUCUCCAGAGAAGAGCAGCAGCCAGGGCAAAGUCAAGGCCUCUAAGUCCCCACCUAAGCCUAAGAUCAAAGAGGAACAGAACCCUGCUUCACCUCCUGCUCUGGAUAAUAAAUGUCAAUCCUCACCUGCUCAUCAGUCCACUGGCCACUGUAGCAUGAAAGAGGAGCCACAGACUGGGCCUCUGUCCCCCCGUGUUCUGAGAAAGAGAUCCAAAAUCUAGACACUUCUUCACUGCACUGACCUUUGUUGACCAAUGUUGUUAAUGUAGUUAAAAUAGGUAUACAUUCUUUUUAAGAUGGACUUUUAUACAGCACUUCCAUGUAAAUAGUUAGGCCUAUAUAAAGGUUUAUUUUUCAUCAGUCUGGCUCGUUCGGUUUGCCACUAGAUGGCAGCACUUGAUCACAGAGCUGGUAUUUAUAACACUACUGUGUAGCCUAAAUUAUGCUCUAUCCGUGUACUCAAAAUAAACUUUUCAUAUUUUGGUAAACUGGGAUUCCUAUAAUGGUACCGUUAAUUCAUUGUUAGGUGGAGUCAUGUACUUAUGCAAGUUCAGUGGCCUAAGUAGAGCGUUAACAAAUAGGCUGUGAACAUCCUCAUGUGAUUAUGCUGUAUUAAUUUAUGCAUGAUUGAUUUGCACAUUG
Messenger RNA from Sardina pilchardus (European sardine), 1937 nucleotides. It is a transcript of the gene nthl1, whose product is annotated as nth-like DNA glycosylase 1. The transcript has 6 exons. NCBI's taxonomy places the organism in Eukaryota, Metazoa, Chordata, Actinopteri, Clupeiformes, Clupeidae. Gene Ontology annotation, biological process: base-excision repair; nucleotide-excision repair; base-excision repair, AP site formation. The record is from RefSeq and is a predicted model, not a curated record. Gene Ontology annotation, molecular function: DNA binding; DNA-(apurinic or apyrimidinic site) endonuclease activity; oxidized pyrimidine nucleobase lesion DNA N-glycosylase activity. The coding region runs from base 152 to 1516 and encodes 454 amino acids. Gene Ontology annotation, cellular component: nucleus.